Peronospora matthiolae is the source of this 384-nucleotide messenger RNA. NCBI's taxonomy places the organism in Eukaryota, Oomycota, Peronosporomycetes, Peronosporales, Peronosporaceae. The record is from the annotation of a GenBank genome assembly.
AUGACUCGCCGACAUUCGACGGUGCGACGCGGCGCAUUGUCGAAUCGUGGCAGAAGUCAGUGCCAGUGCUAUGCGCCUUCAAACGUGAAGGUGGUGGAUCUUCGUGAGACACCUAAGGAUCUCUGGGGAUCGUGGUCGUCAGCGUUGAGAGAGGAAGACACCAACGAGAUCGAUUCCAUUCGGUUAUCGUCCCAGUACAUGAUGAACUAUGAAGGCACAACAAAUAGGGCCGCCUUCUAUCGAAGUCGAUAUGUUACUCGAUGGAGCGUAGAGACGCUCGUGUACAACCGUGCAACGUUUAGCCAGUUUAUUUUGUGCGACGACGGCCGGACUAGCGUCAUGAUCGCAGCGCUCGUCCACCGCAUUCGCCCGCUUUAUUUCUAG